Messenger RNA from Dermacentor silvarum, 892 nucleotides. RefSeq names its product probable 28S ribosomal protein S26, mitochondrial (gene mRpS26). Lineage: Eukaryota; Metazoa; Arthropoda; Arachnida; Ixodida; Ixodidae. Gene Ontology annotation, cellular component: mitochondrial small ribosomal subunit. Bases 100 to 822 code for a protein of 240 amino acids. The transcript is spliced from 4 exons. The record is from RefSeq and is a predicted model, not a curated record.
UGCCAGCGCUCGCGACGCACAUGGCGGCUCUUGCCGUGGCCUGCCUACUGUUUCGAGCAUUCGUGUUUUUGACGCUGUGAGCGACGAGAAAGUGACUCGAUGUUGGCCUCGGUGCUUGCAAGGGCGGCUUUGUCGCCUUUAAGAAGUGCAGCUUACGAUCCUGCUCUUCACCGUCCUGAUGUUUCCCUGUUACUCGGUUUGCAGCAAGUGAGAUGGAAGAAAAAGCCCAAGGGCUCUAAACCACGCUGGAUGCCGAUUGCCCCUUCCAAGCUCUUCAGAAUCAACCUGGGCCCCCCGAAAGAUCCAGAAGAACUCGCAGUGCUUCGACGCAUGCACGCUGCCUAUAAAACCGAAAUGAAAGCGAUCAGGAACUUCUGGGGGGAGCAGCACCUGAAGGACCUCGAGCAGGCCGACAAGCACUCGGCCAUAUCCCAAGAGGAAGAGCGGGAGCAUGAACGUCUCCUUGAAGAAAAUGAAAAGGAAAAUCAGAGGGUUGCUUUACUGAGGAUGGAAAGAAACAAGUUGGAAGAAGCAAAGAGAGUGGAGGAACUCAUGCAGAGGGAAGCCGAUGCAAAAGCCAAGCUUGCGCAACUGAAAGAGCAAGUGGACGAGAUUGUGAGACUUGAAAAGGAGAGGAGCUCCACGUAUGUCACCCUUGAGAACUUGGAUGAAGUCAUAGAGUUUGCCAUCGAAAACCCCAUCAGCUACAGCUAUGCCAUUGAUCCACAAGGAAAAGAAAUUUGGGAGGGAACACCUCACUACGAACUGUACAAACAAGGGCCUGCGCAUGCCUAUGCAUUACCCGUAAGGAAACAAUUUUAAGCAGGAGACGAGUAGAAUUGAUGAGGCUCUAGUGCUGUAAAAAUGAGUAUUAAACUGUGCAGGAAUUUCA